This is a messenger RNA of Lutra lutra (Eurasian river otter), 849 nucleotides long. Its product is annotated as keratin-associated protein 13-2. The record is from RefSeq and is a predicted model, not a curated record. The transcript has a single exon. The coding region runs from base 58 to 585 and encodes 175 amino acids. NCBI's taxonomy places the organism in Eukaryota, Metazoa, Chordata, Mammalia, Carnivora, Mustelidae.
UUGAAACUCAGAGCAUUUCCUCACGGUCACUCAGCUGAACUUACAUCUCCUGCCAACAUGUCCUACAGCUGCUGCUCUGGAAACGUCUCCUCCAGCUCCUUUGGGGGGUACAUGCGCUAUGUAAACUCCUCCUGUGGCUCAUCCUGCCCCAGCAACCUGGUCUACCGUACUGACUCCUGCUCUCCCAGCACCUGUCAGCUGAGCUCCUCCCCUGCUAGUGCCUGUCAGGAGAACUGCUGUGAGCCCACCAGCUGCCAGACAUCCUGCAUGGUGUCCAGACCUUGCCAGACGUCCUGCAACAGUCCGAGGACCUCCACACUCUGCAAUCCCUGCCAGACGACUUGCUCCGGGUCUGUGGGCAUUGGGUCCAGCAGCUGCCUUUCCCUGGGCUAUGGAUCCAGAAGCUGCUACUCACUGGGUUGUGGAUCCCAGGGCUCCAGAUCCAUGAGUUAUGGAGUCUGUGGCUUCCCUUCACUGGGCUAUGGAUCCAGAUUCUGGGAUCCAACCAACUUGGCUUCUAGGAGCUGCCAGUCUUCUUGUUACAGACCAACCUAUAGAUCAGCCUUCUGUAAACCAACUUGUUGAGUUUCCAGACGCUUUGAGUAAAAUGUUUCAGUCUCUACAUAGAGCUGCUACUGUAGUGUUCUCAGUAAUGUCAGCUAAUGCCUCUUAUCACCAGCUCUUCACCCUUUGUCUGGCAUCAGGUAUCAGCUGAUAGUUCCUUCAGUGAACCUAACAAAUGAUGAAAAUAUUAAGUGUGUGCCUGUAAUUUUGAACAAUUGACUAAGAAUUACAUAAAUUCUUCUUACAAAAUGUAUGGAAGUUCAGUUUUGCUUGACCUAAUAAACA